Molecule: messenger RNA, 717 nt
Organism: Acanthosepion pharaonis
Lineage: Eukaryota; Metazoa; Mollusca; Cephalopoda; Sepiida; Sepiidae
Source: the annotation of a GenBank genome assembly
AUGCCACCCCGUCGGCGUCGGCGCUCACCUGACCCUGAUAGGAAUAUUGAUGAAUUGGAAGACCUUAGAGCAAAGAAGGCUGCUGCUUGGCCAAAGAAAGAACAAAUGAAUGACGAUAUUGUUGAAACAUUUGGAAAGAAAAGAUGCAUAGCAUGGUUUCAAGAAUAUUCUGGUGUUGAUGAUGACCUUAUUAGCCCAGAGGGCAUGGAGAAAUUUUGUGAAGAUAUUGGUGUUGAACCAGAAAAUAUUGUAAUGUUAGUGCUUGCCUGGAAGCUUGCAGCAAAAAGUAUGGGAUUUUUUACUAUGCAGGAAUGGCUUAAAGGAAUGACUGAAUUACAAUGUGACACUACUUCAAAACUACGUAAGAAAUUAGAUUUCAUUCGGUCAUAUCUAAAUGAUCCAGUAUGCUUCAAAAGUAUUUACCGAUAUGCCUAUGAUUUUGCAAAGGACAAAGAUCAACGAAGUAUGGAUAUAGAAACAGCCAAAGCUAUGCUAUCAUUACUUCUAGGAAAACAUUGGCCUUUGCACAGUUUAUUUCAUCAAUUUCUAGAGCAAUCAAAAUACAAGGUUAUCAACAAAGAUCAAUGGUGUAAUAUAUUAGAAUUCAGUCGAACUAUUCACACGGAUCUUUCAAAUUAUGAUGAAGAUGGAGCGUGGCCAGUUAUGUUGGAUGAGUUUGUUGAGUGGUUGAAGGAACAAAAUACUUUUCGCAGUUGA